Messenger RNA from Aspergillus puulaauensis, 1368 nucleotides. RefSeq names its product glycoside hydrolase family 16 protein. Gene Ontology annotation, biological process: carbohydrate metabolic process; fungal-type cell wall organization. NCBI's taxonomy places the organism in Eukaryota, Fungi, Ascomycota, Eurotiomycetes, Eurotiales, Aspergillaceae. The record is from RefSeq and is a predicted model, not a curated record. The transcript has 3 exons. Gene Ontology annotation, molecular function: hydrolase activity, hydrolyzing O-glycosyl compounds; glycosyltransferase activity. Gene Ontology annotation, cellular component: fungal-type cell wall. The coding region runs from base 1 to 1368 and encodes 455 amino acids.
AUGAAGUCGUUUCUGAAAUGGACUGCGCUUGCAGUCGCUGCUGCAAUCCAGUCGUGCACUGCUCAGACUUAUACUGACUGCAAUCCGACCGAGAAAACAUGUCCUGCAAACGACGGCCUCGCUAGCUGGAGUUUCUACACAGACUUCACCACCGGCGCCGACUCGUUCGAUGGCUGGACUGUCAGCGCUGGAGACGUCACCAGCACCUCGCUCGGCGCCGAGUUCACCAUCAACGAGCAGGGCGACGCUCCCACCAUCGAAACCGACUUCUACAUCUUCUUCGGCUACUUCGAGGUCGUGAUGCGAGCUGCCAACGGCACCGGCAUCAUCAGCACCGCCAUCCUCGAGUCCGACGACCUCGACGAGAUCGACUGGGAACAAGUCAGCACCUUCGACAACCAAAUCCAAACCAACUACUUCGGCAAAGGCAACACAACCAGCUACGACCGCGCCACAACCAUCUCCGUGACCUCUCCCACCGAGGAAUUCCACACCUACGGCAUCAGCUGGACAGCCGAGAGCACACAGUGGUACGUCGACGGGAACCUCGUGCGAACGCUGAACUACGCCGACGCCGUCUCCGGCACAAACUACCCGCAGACGCCCAUGCGUCCGCGUAUCGGGAUCUGGGCCGGCGGCGACCCGAAUAACGGAGAGGGCACGAUCCAGUGGGCUGGCGGGGAGACGGAUUACACCCAGACGCCGUUUACGAUGUAUGUCCAGUCUGUGAGGAUUAUUAACUAUACCCCGGCGGAGUCGUAUACGUGGACGGAUAUGACGGGCUCGUGGGAAAGUAUUCGGGCGUCGAAUGAGACAGACGGAGGUGCAGUGGGUUCUAGCUCGUCUGCUGUCGUGGGAUCCAGCUCUAGCUCUAGCACUGGGCCCAGCUCUAGCCCGAGCUUCAGCUCCAGCUCCAUCUCGACCAGUAUCCCUGUUAUUCCUCAGCCGACGGGGUCUGCGCCAGGUGGCGGUGGCGCCGGUGGUGCUGGUGGUGUUGGAACUGGCAGCGCAACUGUGACUCCCAGCGGUAUUGCAUCGACAAGUGUGAUUCCGACAAUCCCUUGUACUGAUACUGGCGCUGACACUGGCGCUGGCACUGGCACUGGCACUGGCACUGGCACUGGCACUGGAACUGGCACUGGAACUGGCACUGGAACUGGCACUGGAACUGGAACUGGAACUGGAACUGGUGCUGGAACUGGUGCUGGCACUGGCGCUGGCACAGGCACAGGCACAGACACUGCUGUUCCUACCAGUAGCCCAAGUCCGACGGAGUUCUUCAGUGGUUCUCCCGGUACUGUUUCCUCGUUUUCUGGAUUCUACGCUAUUGCGUUUGCUGCGUUCGUUGCGGGUGUGCUGCAGCUCUAA